CUCCUCCUCCCGCACUCCCGCCGCCCCGUCUUCUCUUCGUCCCGCCUCGCCCCUCUCUCUCCCUCCAAACCCGACCCUGCGCACGCCUCCCUACCCCGCCGCCAUCUCCUUCGCCGCCGGGAGCUCGCCCGGGAUGACUGCCGCGGGGUUCCUGGUGGGCUUCCUCCUCGGCCUGCUUGCGCUCACGGAGGCCGAGGCAGCCACGCUGCUCUGGUUCGUGCUCCGCCUCCGCCGCCGGCGUGGCUCCGGUGGACUCGGACGGCUCCUCUCUGUCUCCUCCCUCGCCCCCACGUGUGGUUCCGCUUCCCGCUGGCCACGAGGUGCAGCCUUGCAGGGGCGCAUCGGGCUGGGCCUCUGUUUCCGAUAUGGUGCAGCAGCUGCUGUGGGGUUGAGGUGUUCUGGCAACGGUAGGAGCUCCGGGCCCGUCCAGGUCUGUCCAGUGCUCCAUCUAUGCUGAUUUUCAGAAACUGUUGCCCAGAGAGAUCUCCAUGAAGUAUUGCGCCUGAUGCAGAUGUCAAAGUAUUCAAUCUACUCUGAUGACCACCAGCGGUGUAGUCUUGGUACAUAUACUGCAUCCUGAGAGAUGAAGCAGCAAGGACUAGCAGCAUGGAUGUGAAAUAUGGUCAUGCUCUUAACCUGAUCUCCAGAAAGAUUCAAACUACUCUCCUGUGAGGAUUUGUUCUGCUAUACAUUUUCCUUUCAUUUCCCAUCCAGGUUGUGUUCAAAUGAUAGGUGGCAUUGCAAAUUAUGACCAGUUUAAAUCUUGUUUUAGUGAGGUAUGAUUUGCUCAUUAACUUUUAUUGCUCAUUUCAUUAACCCGUACAUUGCUGGCGGUUACUAUCUAAUACCCAAUAUAGAUAUGUAACGGACUAGGUUUUGUUUGAACGUGAUACAGUUGGGUUAAGCUUCUCAAAUGCCUAGCAUCAAUUAAGCUUGACCACCAAACUGAAACUGAAGAAUAUAAAAAGUUCAGUUAAGCAUCCGAAGCUUACGGACGGAAAUUUUUAAUGCAGUACACUAUAUGGUUAACCAA
This is a messenger RNA of Triticum aestivum (bread wheat), 1033 nucleotides long. RefSeq lists its product as uncharacterized. The record is from RefSeq and is a predicted model, not a curated record. Bases 134 to 457 code for a protein of 107 amino acids. Lineage: Eukaryota; Viridiplantae; Streptophyta; Magnoliopsida; Poales; Poaceae. The transcript is spliced from 4 exons.